CCUUCCUACCUACUUUUAUCAACAAUUCACAAUGCCUCGCGGAGCUGAAUACGACGACGGUGUCCCCCACAGCGACAACGCUAUCGAGGCCGGCCAGACCAAGGCCCACGGUACCGGCUCGGAUAAUGACACCCUCAACCGUGCCCAGCGCACCGCCCCCCUCCCCGAAGCCGCCCAGAGCAGUGGCGGCACCUACAGCAUCCAAGGCGGCGCCGGUCACAGCAGCGGCAAGGGCGGCCACGAGCCCAAAACCCUCGGUGACAAGAAGGGUCUCGGUGCUUUGCCUGGCCAGUAAGCGAAGCAUAUGUUGAAAUGCAUAGAUCUACUUCCACGCGGACAACAAAGUCCUGAAAAUUGGGGAUUCCUGUUUGCAUGGUUAGAAUGGGAGUCCCGGGUGUGUUGUUCUUUUUUUACCUGGUGACACUCAUGAGUGGAAGGUGGAGUGCUGGGAUAUGAUUGAUGAUGGAUAUGGAUGGUUGAGCCAACUAUUUUUGUAUGAUUACUUUUUUCGGGAGGGGCUUGGAGAUGAUAUGUGAAGAUCGUCGGUCUGGGA
Messenger RNA from Aspergillus saccharolyticus JOP 1030-1, 553 nucleotides. RefSeq lists its product as uncharacterized. NCBI's taxonomy places the organism in Eukaryota, Fungi, Ascomycota, Eurotiomycetes, Eurotiales, Aspergillaceae. The coding region runs from base 32 to 295 and encodes 87 amino acids. The transcript is spliced from 2 exons. The record is from RefSeq and is a predicted model, not a curated record.